AGCUCCACUACCAUGUGUAGAUGGACAGUGACACAAGGUGCACCGGUCGCCUGGUUCUCCACCUGCCCCUGCUACAGACCUCCUUCACUCCUCCUCUCCAUCACCUUCCUCCUCCUGCUGCUCCUGCUCGGACCCUCCUCGUCCUCACCCCUGUCCCCUUUAUCGCCAUCAUCAGACUCUGAAAAGGACCACAAUGCACCAGCGCGAGGGACUCCUCCUCAUGUCUUCCUCUCGCACCCAACGCCCGCACCGCUGCACGCAUCCUCUGCGAGGUUGCCACGGGCGACCAAUGUGUCAUCGUCCUCUGCGACGGUCGUCGGGCGCCACGUGCGGAGCAGCUACAACCAUCUGCAAGGAGAUGUGCGCAGGAGGAAACUGUUCUCCUUCCAGAAAUUCUUCCUUCGCAUUGACAAGAAAGGAAAAGUUAAUGGCACCAAAACUGAGGACGAUCCGUACAGUAUCCUGGAGAUCAAGUCAGUGGAUGUGGGAGUCGUGGCCAUCAGGGGCCUCAGCAGUAACUACUACCUGGCAAUCAGCAAGAAAGGAGAGCUAUACGGAGCGAGAGACUUUGGUCCGGACUGCCGCCUGAUUGAACGCAUCGAGGAGAACAAAUACAACACCUACGCUUCAGCAGAGUGGCGCAAUAAAAGGAAGCACAUGUUUGUGGGACUGAACACCAACGGCAAGCCAAUGAAGGGGAAGAAGACACGGAGGAAAAACACUGCCACUCACUUCCUGCCCAUUGUGGUACAACCACGGUGACUGGACAUAUCAGCCAUGAGGGAGCUCUGCAUGCUGCAGGCUGUUGGACUUCUUUGGAGUUACAGCGAAAGCUACAUUGGACAGAUCUGAAUCAGAUCUGAAUGAUGCACUGAGGAGGAACAGAAUGGAAACCUAUGGACAUCUGUUGGAUAAAGACAUUUCUAUUUUUAAAGAAAGAAAUAAGAUAUAUUGCUAUACAAUGUAUAUAUUAUUUUCUGUUUUAAGUUAUCAAGUACAUUGGCACAGUAGAAAAUAUGAAAAGAAAUUACUUCUGUGCCAAAAUGUGAUUAUUAACUCACAUUUCUAGAUUUGUGUACAUGUGAAGCGCUUGACUAGAGAGAAAUUAAAUGACAGAAUAAGUAAGAGAGGAAAAGGAAAAGACAAGAGGAGGUGGUUUUUAUAGAAAGCUGACUGAUGGAAAAGAAAAAGAAAAGCAGAAAAUGAAAACAGAUGAGACAGCGUUAGAGUCAAGAGGCACCAACACAACAGCAAGUCCAACACUAUUACGUUUUUUUCUUUAAAUUUAUUUAUUUUGUGUAAUAUUUAACAAAAAAAGAACAAAAACACAAAAAGGACAAAUUAUUGUCUUUUUUACCAUUUAUGCUUCUCUUUUUGAAUACUAAUCAUUUAAACCUGAAUAAAUAUUUUAAAAACA
This is a messenger RNA of Centropristis striata (black sea bass), 1417 nucleotides long. RefSeq names its product fibroblast growth factor 10a (gene fgf10a). Gene Ontology annotation, cellular component: cytoplasm. Gene Ontology annotation, molecular function: growth factor activity; type 2 fibroblast growth factor receptor binding; chemoattractant activity. Gene Ontology annotation, biological process: positive regulation of ERK1 and ERK2 cascade; wound healing; secretion by lung epithelial cell involved in lung growth. The record is from RefSeq and is a predicted model, not a curated record. Lineage: Eukaryota; Metazoa; Chordata; Actinopteri; Perciformes; Serranidae. Bases 13 to 762 code for a protein of 249 amino acids. The transcript is spliced from 3 exons.